AUGAAGAGACUCACCACCUCAGAUUCUUCAUCUCCUCUCAUCACAAUCUCUCCCUCAACAGAAGAACAUAGUCCGAGGAACAAACAUGUGUAUGGUAUGGAGUUUCAAUCCAUGAUGUUGGAUGGAUUUGAAGAGGAAGUUUGUGUUGAAGAAGCGGGUCAUCAUUCGGAGAAGAAACGACGACUGAGAGUGGAUCAAGUGAAGGCUUUAGAGAAAAACUUUGAAGUUGAAAACAAGCUUGAACCUGAAAGGAAGGAGAAGCUUGCCAUAGAACUUGGGUUGCAGCCCAGACAAGUUGCUGUUUGGUUCCAAAACCGGAGGGCAAGAUGGAAGACAAAACAGUUGGAACGAGAUUAUGGUGUUCUUAAAGCUAAUUACGAUGCUCUUAAGCUCAAGUUAGAUGCAAUUACACAAGACAACAAAGCUUUUCAUAAGGAGAUUAAGGAAUUAAAAUUGAAGCUGGAAGAAGAAGAAAAAAGUGCAAGCAGUGUUUUGGUGAAGGAGGAGAUGAUAACAAUGCCUGAAUCUGAUGAAACCAACUCACAACCCUCAGCAUAA
Messenger RNA from Vicia faba (fava bean), 558 nucleotides. The record is from the annotation of a GenBank genome assembly. NCBI's taxonomy places the organism in Eukaryota, Viridiplantae, Streptophyta, Magnoliopsida, Fabales, Fabaceae.